Oryza brachyantha (malo sina) is the source of this 3070-nucleotide messenger RNA. RefSeq lists its product as uncharacterized. The coding region runs from base 95 to 2686 and encodes 863 amino acids. Gene Ontology annotation, biological process: meristem development; meristem maintenance. The record is from RefSeq and is a predicted model, not a curated record. Lineage: Eukaryota; Viridiplantae; Streptophyta; Magnoliopsida; Poales; Poaceae. The transcript has a single exon.
UCCCCAAAUCUCUCCCUCCCUCCAACCAACCCCUCGCCUCCCCCGCCGCCCCGUCGCGCCGGCGGCAAGCACGGCCCGGCGCGGCACGCCGAGAAUGCCACCUUCCAAUGGAGAACACCCACCGUUCCUCCCCAUCCCCAUCCUCUCCGGCGCAACGACCCUCCCUCCCCCGCCCCCCUCCUCGCCGCCCCACCCCAUGCCGCCGCUCUGCUUCCGCCACCUCUCCCCCUGCCCGCGGUGGUCCGCCUGGGUCGCCUCCGCGCUCCGCGACCCCGCGUACGCGCCGGCCCUCCGGGGCGCCGGGAUCAGCGACGCCGUGGGCGCCUCCGCCGCCACCGUCAACCCCGACCGCGGCGCGCUAGCGGCGCUGCUGUCGCUCUGGGACCCGGCCUCCCACGCCUUCCGCCUCCCCGCCGGGGCCGCCACGUUCUCCCUCGAGGACGCACUCCUCCUCGCCGGCCUUCCCCCCUCCGGCGCGCCGCUGGACCGGCCCCUCACCCCCGAGGAGGAGGACCUCCAAAUCCGCCUCCUCGUCGAGAAGGAGAAGAUCAGGGAGCUCCACCCCUGCGCCCGCGACGCCCGCCACGUGUCGGCGGAGGUGUGGCUCGAGUGGUUCGACAGCAGCAUCCGCCCCGGCGAGGAUGACGAGCUGCGGCGGCUCGGGUUCAUCGCGUACUGGCUCGCGUUCUUCGUUACUCCGCGGCUGCAACCUAGGAGCGGCGAGUUGCCGGAUUGCGCAUUCGCGCUCGCUGCUCGUCUAAGUCUUGGAGAGCGCAUUGCCCUUGGCCCAGCGAUGGUAGCCAAUCUGUAUGCCGACAUGGAUAGGAUUGUUACCUCUGGGGUGAUGGAGGGGUUCAGCGGGCGUGUUGAUACCUGGGGUCCUCUCUUGCUUCUUCAGGUGUGGAUAUGGGAGCGUUUCGACCGCCUGCGCCCGCCGCCACUGAAGGCUCCACCAUUUCCCGUCUCAAAUGCCCGGGUACACCUCUGGAGCCGGAGGAAGAGGACAACCACACAGGAGGAGGCUCAACGGGUUUUCCAGGACGAGGCAUGCUUUUUGUGGAGGCCAUACCAGCAUAACUUGCCAAACUGGAGGCAACCAGAGUGGUUCAAUGACACAACCACUUCAGUGUGCUCUAAAAGUAGAAAUAAGCCAAAGUGGUUGAAGGAUUACAGUGUAAUUAUUAGUCAAGCAGUGUUGACUGGACGGUAUGGUGAUGGGAUUGUCAAUUCAGUAAUGUAUAACCCGCACCUUGUUUCUAGGCAGUUUGGCUAUGAUCAAGAUUACCCAAUUUCUACCAUCCAUGAUUCUGAUUCAAAUGGAAUUGAGGUUUUGAUACCAAGUAUUGGUAGACAUGGAGUUGCCAGCAAGGAUUAUGUUGCAUGGUGGAAUGCACGAUUCGAGAGGCAUCAGGAAACCAAUCAAUACGAUUGUAGGAUGAUGGCAAACAAGGAAAAUGACAUGAGUACAUGGCCUCGGAGUGCAGAUCUGAUAACUGUGGUGCAGAUGGCUGUUGAUAAAUUUAGGAAAGGUACCAAACAAGAGAACAGCAAAUGCAUCACAAAAGGGCAGUUACCACAACUGGGCAAUGUUGCUCCUGACAACAAAUCCAAGACAAUUGUCCUAGGCCUUAGUGCAUUUGAUUUUGACUGCAGCCAAAAUACAGUGAAAAGAAAAGAUGACAUAAAAAAAGUACGAUUUAAAUCAGCCAAUGUGAAGAGGAGGAAGAAGAAUAAGAAAAACAAGGUGUCUGCCAAUGAGUGUGGUGAAGGUCCCCAAUUCUAUGAUUGGGUGCCAUUAACUGUAAGUGAUACUGAAAAUAAUUCAUUGCAACUUGAAGUUCAGGAGUGCUCUGCACCACAAGAAGAUUCUUACUUUUCCAGUAAGAGAUGUGAUGAGCUGAGCCAACUUGACAAUGAUGAAUGUAUUGUUCUUGAACCACCUCCUAAGAAUUGUGAAGUAAUAAAUCUUGAUGAUGAUGAGGAACAUAGUGUCCCUGAUCCCAAACAUCAUGAUAGGCAACUUGUGCUUGAGCUGGAACAGUUUGUGCGCUCUGGGCUUCUGUCACAACGGGAGGAAAGCUCCGAUGAGGAUGAGGAAGAUGGAAGAAACCGAGAGAUUCUGAAGGAUAGUAAAUAUGACCCUUUUUCUGAAGCAGCUAGGAGGGAAUACCCUCUUUUCUUUGAGUUCAUCCCCCAGAAACCACAUUACCGAGGGUUACUGAACAACGAUGAAGCUCUAGGAGAUCUAGCCUGCAGUGGACUAUGGUUUUUGCUUGUUGGUUUAGCUAAGGAGGUACUCGAUACAUCCUGUGAUACAGAUGCUUCUGAGAUUGUUUGUUUGAUGAAAAAAGCUCAGGAAUUGGAGCAACUAGGGUUCAAUGUGAAACAUUUCAUUGCCCGCUUGAAGGAGCCACAAAGCCGUCUUAGGAUGCUUCAAGCUUCUAUUGCAAGGCUUGAGGAUGCUCGGAAGAAAGAGCAGGAAGCAAACAGGUUGCAAUCACUGUCAAGCCAUCUGAGUAAACUGAAACACAAUAUACGAACAAUGGAGCGGCAUUUGGAUGAAAAUAAUCAAGCUUCUAGUUCAUCUAUAUUCAGUUUAGAGAAGGAAGUAGAAGCUGCUGAAAAAUAUUGUCAGGCAAUGAAGGAUGAAGUGAUUGCAUUGAAAAUGAGCCAUUCAAACCUUUGAACAUGAAGCAAUGGAUUGCUGUGGCAUCGACUGAAUGAAAUGGAUGAUUCUUCCCAAUGUAGAUUGUAGAGCAUGCUUGUCAGUUUUAUUUUCAUCAAGCAUGUUUGGAUGUGGGCCUCAUAUUUCUCAGAAAUUUCUACCUUUAAUUUUUUUAUAACCAUUUGUCAAAUACUGUGCACCCUUUUUUAAACACUAAAAAGUCACUUUACAACUAUGGUGCAAUAUACGGUGAGUAUUGAUUUAAUAGCGCUAUGUGCAGAGCUAGAAUAAAGACCUGUUUUUCCGCUGUAAAACUGGUCGCAUCUAAUGUGAUCAGAAUGCAAGCUAAAUUUUUGUUCUUUCCAUUCUGGGCAGAUUGUUAGACUAAAAGAGAUUAUUUCCAGG